This is a messenger RNA of Sodiomyces alkalinus F11, 3483 nucleotides long. RefSeq names its product P-loop containing nucleoside triphosphate hydrolase protein. The record is from RefSeq and is a predicted model, not a curated record. Gene Ontology annotation, biological process: double-strand break repair via homologous recombination. Gene Ontology annotation, cellular component: site of double-strand break; nucleus; Smc5-Smc6 complex. The transcript is spliced from 4 exons. NCBI's taxonomy places the organism in Eukaryota, Fungi, Ascomycota, Sordariomycetes, Glomerellales, Plectosphaerellaceae. Gene Ontology annotation, molecular function: damaged DNA binding; single-stranded DNA binding. The coding region runs from base 1 to 3483 and encodes 1160 amino acids.
AUGGGCGACCAGGCGGGGGACAAAGGAGAGGUCCUGAGUCUGCACCAUGCAAGCUCGUCAUUUAAUCAUGACACCUCGAGGAAGCGUGUGCGAGUGUCCGCUGGUCCAGCUGCAAAGCAGCCUAGCCAACAUCGUGAGACGCCAGAAUACGACAGUCCUGAUGCGAGCGAGAACGAGGUUGAAGAAGAGGAAGAAGAAGACAGAGACGAACGACAUGCUUCACCCCCCCGGACUCAAUAUGAGUUGAUGCGAGACGAUGGCUUCAGACAUCUCGAACACCAAGAUAUAGACGACCAACGCGCAACACAGAUGAUCAAGUCACGGUCUCGGCGCAUGGGAGAUAACCGCGUUGCCGAGAACGGAAUCAUCGAAUCCGUCGAGUGCAUCAAUUUCAUGUGUCACGAGCGUCUCUAUGUUGAGCUGGGCCCUCUCAUCAACUUCAUUGUCGGGGAGAACGGGAGUGGGAAGAGUGCCGUGCUCACGGCGCUGACCCUCUGUCUAGGAGGCAAGGCUAGCUCUACCAAUCGAGGCGGCAGUUUAAAGAGCUUCAUCAAGGAGGGACGUGACCAAUCUGUGAUCACGGUUUGCAUAAAAAACCAGGGCUCCGAUGCUUACCAGCCCGACAUAUACGGUCAGACUAUACAAGUUGAGCGGCAUUUCUCAAGGUCGGGCGCGAGUGGGUUCAAGCUCAAGAACGAGCGCGGCAAAACGAUAUCCACCAAAAAAGCCGACAUCGACGAAAUAACCGAAUACUGGGGCCUCCAGGUCGACAAUCCCCUGAAUGUGCUUUCUCAAGAUAAUGCACGGCAAUUUCUGAAUUCGGCCUCCCCCUCCGUGAAAUACAAGUAUUUUUUCAAAGGCGUACAGCUGGAACAGCUUGAUAAUAAUUACAAACUCAUCGCCGAGGUUCUAGGUAGCCACGAGGAGAAGCUGGCCAAGCUUAAGGACAACGUCGCCCAGCUUGAGCGGGAAUUGCAGAAAGCCCAGAAGGACAAGGAACUUGCUGAUGCAAACCACACCAUGAGAGCGGAGGGUCGACGUCUUCGGACCCAAAUCAUCUGGUGCCAGGUCGCCGAAGCGGAACGCGAGCUGGCGAGACGCCGGGCCGAAGUCGAUGCCUUUGAGGAGAAGCUAAGCGAGGCUGCACGGGCGAUUGAGACAACAUCACAGCAACUUGAGGACUGUGAUGAACGUGUACGCCAGGCGGAAGCUACCGUUGCUGAGAAGUCUCAGGAGAAGGACGCCCAAGGAGAGACAGUGGAUGCGGCAACAUCCAAAUACAAGGCUCUUAGGAAUGACUUGGAGAAGCAGCGUUUGGAGGAGCGAGAUGCAUACCAGCGUGCCAAAACUGCCGAGGCAAAUGUAGAUGCAUGGACGCAGAAAGUGGCUGCCGAGGAGCGGCGUAUUGGUGAAUCAUCGGGCGAUGUACGCAAGAGACUAGAAGAACAGCUCCGGGAAGCAGAAGCCGAAGAGGCAAGUCUCCAGCAGCAGAUUGCUGAGAACGCCGCGGCUCGCCCUGGUUUGAACCGCGACUUCAAGACCGCACUCGAGAAGGUCAAAGAGGUCGAACAACGGUUUUCUGUCAAGAAGCAGGAAGUCAGCAAAGCGGCGGACCGUAUCCGGAAUUUCCGAUCCAAGAACAGCUCUCCAUUUGCAGCCUUCGACUCUAAAAUACCGCAGCUUCUAAAAGCCAUCGAGCACGAGACUGGCUUCGAACGGCAGCCGGUCGGUCCAAUUGGGACGCACAUCCAGCUUCUGAACCCUCUCUGGUCGUCCGUCCUGGAGUCGACUUUCGGACAGUUCCUUAACGGUUUCCUCGUCGCCAGCAAGCGGGAUCAGCAGCGUUUGCUGGAAUUGAUGCGCCGACUCGAUAUUAGGGGCGUCCCCAUUCUCAUCGGCGCACCUCUUCCUCCGGGGACCAAGCUAAGACAACCGGAAGGCCAUUUCCUGACCAUUCUUCGCGCUUUGAAGAUCGACAACGAUUGGGUUCGGGAUCAGCUCGUCAUCAAUUACUCGAUUGAGAAGAUCAUUCUCGUUGAGAAUAGGACGGAGGCCGAAUCGAUCAUGUUCGGCGAAUCGCCCCCGCGCGAUGUCAUUGCUUGUCUCAGUCUCCACGACAAAAGAAGGGACCAAGGCCUUCGCCUGACGGCUAGAGCCUCGAUGCUAGGGACCAGCACCAUCUCGGCUUUUACCAGGAGCCCGAGAAUGAAGUCGGACUUAGAAAUACAGUUGACAAUACAAGAGGAGGCACUGCAGAGCGUUGAGCGCGAAUUGCACGACAUUCGGAAAGAGAAAGAAUUGUUGGAAGCGGACCAGCGGCAAUCGCAGCUCCGGAUAGAGAAGAAUGAACAGGCACGCAAGUCGCUCGGGACUGCACUGACCAAGGCUCAAGGCAGGAUUACGACUCUCAACGAAGAAAACGACCAGUACGAGGGCGCCGACGGGCGGCUUGCCCAAUUCCAGGAGGAGCUGAAGAACGCCCAACAGGACAAGCUCCAUCAUGGGUCGCAGUAUGGUGAAAUGGUGGCCCAGAAACAAACCCUGAACAAGAAGAUCGAAGAGCAAAAGAAGGUGCUCGAACGGGAGAAGGGUGUUCUGAGAGAGCUGGAGGCCCAGCUGACCAAAGCGGAAGCGAAACUGAAGCAAUGCCAAGACCUCCGCCAAAUUGCACUCCUAGCGAAGAACAAAGCUUACGAUACUCAAGCCGAGACCCAAGAACAGAGGGCAAGGGCCGAGAGGGAGCGCGACCAACAAGCUCAGGUGGUGGCUGAAUACACUGCGGGUGCCUCUGCCCAGUCUCCAGAACGUGUACCCAUCGAUGAGGGGGAGACGCAUGCCAGUCUGGAAAAGAAGUACCAUUCCAUCGUUACACAGCUGGAACAACGGAGAAACAGGGUUGGGGCCACUGAUGAGGAGAUCAACGACAGACUUCGCGAGGCCAAAGCUGCGUAUCAGCAAGCUUCCCAAGUCUUCGAGCUCCAGAGCGAAACGCAGCAAACCGCGAAGCUCACACUGGCACAGCGCUUGGCGAAAUGGCGUAUUUUCCAAGCACUCAUCUCGGCGCACUCGCGAAUCGGGUUCCAGUAUCUUCUUAGCGAACGAGGGUUCAGGGGCAACAUCAUUUUCGACCACAAGGCACGGAAGCUUCAGCUUUCAGUUGAACCCGAUGAGACUCGCAAGAAGGGCAUGGGCCGAAGUACCAAGACGCUCUCCGGGGGGGAAAAGUCAUUUUCUUCAAUCUGCAUGCUCCUUUCCAUCUGGGAGGCGAUGGGGUCACCGCUGCGUUGCUUGGAUGAGUUCGACGUCUUCAUGGACAACGUUAAUCGAACAAUCAGUACAAAUAUGCUGAUCACUGCAGCCCGUCGCGUUGUUACCCGCCAGUACAUCAUGAUUACGCCUAACGCUAUCGAGGGACGGGCCUCACUAGACAGAGAUGUCAAAAUCAUCCGGCUCACUGAUCCACGGCAGCGGAGGCUGGUUUGA